UUUUCUGAUCCAGCCUGUCUGUCUCUGUCUCCUGAAGACAUGUGGCUCUACCUGGCAGUUCUCAUGGGCCUGUAUUACCUUCUGCGCUGGUACCGGGAGAGGCAGGUGGUGAGCCACCUUCAAGACAAGUAUGUCUUCAUCACGGGCUGCGACUCGGGCUUCGGGAACCAGCUGGCCAGGCAGCUUGACCUGCGAGGCUUGAGGGUGCUGGCUGGGUGUCUGACGGAGCAGGGGGCCGAGCAGCUGAGAGCCAAGACAUCAGACAGACUGGAGACGGUGAUCCUGGACGUCACCCAGACAGAGAGCAUCGCAGCAGCCGCUCAGUGGGUGAAGGACCGUGUGGGGGACAGAGGUCUCUGGGGACUGGUGAAUAAUGCGGGUGUCUCACAGCCCACAGCACCCAAUGAGUGGUUGACCAAAGAGGACUUUAUGAAGAUACUGGACGUGAAUCUUCUGGGAUUGAUCGAGGUGACCCUGAGCCUGCUACCCCUCGUGAGGAAGGCGAGGGGCCGCCUGGUCAACGUCACCAGUGUCAUGGGCAGGGUGUCCCUUUUUGGCGGAGGCUACUGCGUCUCCAAGUAUGGCGUCGAGGCCUUCUCGGACUCCCUCAGGAGAGAGCUCUCCUUCUUUGGAGUGAAAGUGGCUAUGAUAGAGCCUGGUUUUUUCAAGACUGGACUCACCAACAAAGAGACCAUGAUACAGAACUCCCGGACACUGUGGAAAAAGGCCAACCCUGAAAUCCAGGAGCUCUAUGGCGAGGACUUCCUGGCUUCCUACGUCAAAGUCGCUGGAAAUAUAGAGAAACAAUGCUCCUCUAAUCUGUCCUUGGUGACCGACUGCAUGGAGCAUGCCCUGACUGCCUGCUACCCCCGCGCCCGGUACUCAGCUGGCUGGGAUGCUAAGCUCUUCUACCUUCCCAUGAGCUACCUGCCCACAGCCCUGGUGGACACCCUGGUGCACUUGAACUCGUCAAGGCCAGCCAAGGCCAUAUGAAGACAGAACUGGGGUGCAUGAUGGAAUGGAUUGGGGUGAUUGUGAGGGGGUUAGUUUAGGGGAUAAUAAUAAGGUGGAGGGAGGGAGGGAGCCCCCGAUGUAGCAUACUUAGGGUACGCCCUUCUGAUUCUUGCCAUAUUUCUCAGGAAUUUAGGAUAUUAGGAGAAAAGAAUCAAGAUGGAUGCUUAGAACAGGGUAACCAAUAGGAUUUAUGUCUUGGGUGGCCACACAACGCUACUGUAGGAUAAGGAGAUUACCUGUAUCUUGAAUUGCCAAUGUGGGCCCAAUGUAAUCACAAGUAAAAGAGGACUCCAUCAAAGGGGUCAGAGUGAUGUAGUGAGAAGGUUCCAUCUUUCAUUACCGCUUUUAAAAUGGAGAAAAGGACCACGAGCCGAAGAAGUGCAGCCUUGAGAGGCUGAAAAAGUCAUUCGAACCUGCAGAACAGAGAGCAACCUUUCUGACACCUUGACUUAAGCCUCGUGAAGCCCGUGUCAGACAUCUGGCAUGCAGAAGUCGGAGAUAAUCCAUGGCUGGUGUUUUACGUCACUUGGGGGGUUUUGUCUGUUUUUUAUAGCAACAACAGUAGAUUUACAGAAAGAUAAAUGUGUAUUUUCAUUAACUAAGGAGGAACUUGUUGCAGCAAACUGGAUGAGGAAAUAGUUUGUGGGUGACACACGAAAGAUGCAGGUGUCCGACAUUGACUAGAAUUAGGGAGCCCCGAAUCUCGUUUACAGCACACACAUGCUAGAGCAGUUUUUUAAUAUAUGAAUAUCAAGUAGAAUUAUACAAUUACUACCACAAUCAGUUUCCAACCAUUCUUUUUCUAUGUGGACUCCUUGACAUCUUCUCCCUUUGACAGCAGUCCCACCACCACUUUAUCCCUCCCCUACCCCCCCCCCCACCGAGCUCCUUAUUCUACUUGCUGUCCCUAUAAUAGGUUCAUCAAUCCUGGGUUUCAUAUACCAAAAAUACAGCUUCAAGCGGGUGACCUCCAUUGACAAAACACCUCUGAGAUAUACUGUAAAAUGAACAAGCGAAAACUGUAGAAAACAAUCCAAACCAAAAAUGCCGAAAAUUCUGAAAACCAGAUCAGGUGCAGCCUGCAUCGUCGGGGGAUCUACUGACAAAGUUUAACUGCUCAGGU
Molecule: messenger RNA, 2137 nt
Organism: Echinops telfairi (small Madagascar hedgehog)
Lineage: Eukaryota; Metazoa; Chordata; Mammalia; Afrosoricida; Tenrecidae
Product: retinol dehydrogenase 16-like
Exons: 4
Coding region: 40-993 (317 amino acids)
Source: RefSeq, a predicted model, not a curated record